AUGGCAGAGGAACAGAUUGCUGUGGACCCUGACUUUGACUCCGCUCUUGAUGUGCCUCUUGAAGAGCCAUCAACAUCGUCGCUUCGAUCUAGUCUCCUACAGUUUGCACAGGAGAAUGGCCGUACCUACCACAAGCUUAGCGAAGGAAAAUAUGCUUUCCCAAAUGAUGAUGCGGAGAAUGAUAGGCUAGAUCUGCAGGACAACUUGUAUCUCAUCACACUAGAUGGGAAGAGAGCCCUCAACCCUGGAGCUGAUGAGGCCACGAGAGUGUUGGAUAUGGGCACUGGAACUGGUCUCUGGGCAUUGGAAUUCGCCGAUGAGCAUCCGGCUGCAGAGGUCAUCGGUGUCGACUUGAGUCCGAUUCAACCACCAUUUGUGCCUCCCAACUGUACCUUCGAGAUUGACGACCUCGAGAAAGAGUGGACAUGGAAGCAACCUUUCGACUUUAUCUUUUGUCGCAUGAUGACGGGAAGCUUCAGUGAUCCACAAGCCAUGGCCCAUAAAGCCUAUGAAGGUCUUAGCCCCGGUGGUUGGUACGAGAUCCAAGACAUUCAAAUCCCUUUAUUCUGCGACGACGACAGUCUGGAUUUCAAGACGUCCCCCGCCGUGAAAUGGCAACUAGGUCUCAUCGAGGGCUCCCGAAAGCUUGGCCGCCCUCUUGGCGAAUCUGACAAGUACAAGUCGAUCGUCGAGAAAGCCGGCUUUGAGAACAUUGUGGAGACUGUCUAUCGCUGGCCUACCAACAGCUGGCCCAAGGAUCCAAAGCUCAAAGAGCUCGGAAAGUGGAACCUUGCCAAUUUUGAUUCAGGCCUCGAAGGUGUCAGUCUUGCUCUCUUCAACAGAGUUCUUGGCUGGCCCAAGGAGGAGAUUCUGACACUUUGUGCGGACGUGAGAAAGGAGUUGAGAAACCCCAAGGUCCAUGCUUACUGGAAGAUUUAUAUCGUCUACGGACAGAAACCUGGGGCAAAGAAGGAGUGA
This is a messenger RNA of Fusarium pseudograminearum CS3096, 978 nucleotides long. RefSeq lists its product as uncharacterized. Gene Ontology annotation, molecular function: methyltransferase activity. The transcript is spliced from 11 exons. Lineage: Eukaryota; Fungi; Ascomycota; Sordariomycetes; Hypocreales; Nectriaceae. The coding region runs from base 1 to 978 and encodes 325 amino acids. The record is from RefSeq and is a predicted model, not a curated record.